Molecule: messenger RNA, 1191 nt
Organism: Coprinopsis cinerea okayama7#130
Lineage: Eukaryota; Fungi; Basidiomycota; Agaricomycetes; Agaricales; Psathyrellaceae
Product: chaperone regulator
Exons: 7
Coding region: 1-1191 (396 amino acids)
Biological process (GO): protein refolding
Cellular component (GO): cytoplasm
Molecular function (GO): Hsp70 protein binding
Source: RefSeq, a predicted model, not a curated record
AUGACCAGGCUAAAGAACACCAUCCUGUACGCCCGCCUCGUGUUUGACAAGAACAUCAACGACCCCGAUGCUCACGAAAAGUUUCAAACCAUGGCCUCUGCCUACGAAAUUCUCAAUGACCCUCAAAUGCGCGAAGUCUACGAUGCUCAUGGGAUGGAAGGCGUAAGUAAAGGCCCUGGUGGCCCUGACUUCAUGGAUCCCAACGACAUGUUCGCCCAAUUCUUUGGGGGCAACCCAAUGUUCGGGUUCAGCUUUGGCCCCGGAAGGAAGCGAACAAAAGGCGAAGAUUCCGUCAUACCUUAUGAGGUGUCGUUGGAGGACCUCUACAACGGGAAAACCAUCAAAAUGAACAUGGAGAAGGACGUUAUUUGCUCUGGGUGCAAGGGUUCAGGCGCGCGGGGCAACGCAAAACCAAAGACAUGCUCCACAUGUGAUGGAAAGGGAUGGACAACGAUAAAUCCAGGACCUCGACAAGUCUCUCGAGUGCAGUGCCGUGAUUGCAAAGGCGUUGGUGAAAGACUCAAGGAGAAGGAACGGUGCAAGAAAUGUAAGGGAGAGUGUGUGGUCAAGGAGAAGACAAGGCAGGAGAUUCAUAUUGAGAAGGGCAUGGCGGACAAGCAACGAAUCGUUCUCGCCGGUGCGGGCGACCAACAGCCUGACAUUCCCGCCGGAGAUGUUAUCUUCGUUCUCAAAGCCCAAAAGCACGAAUCCUUCCAAAGGAUAGGCAACGAUCUCUUGACCCAGGUCAAGAUCACCCUGAGCGAAGCCCUUCUCGGAUUCUCCAGGAUCCUUGUUACUCACCUCGACGGUCGUGGCAUUCGUGUCAGCAGCCCUCCAGGGAAGAUCAUUAAUCCCAACGAUGCUAUCAUCCUUCGCGGGGAGGGAAUGCCUAUCUUCAAACGACCAGACGACAAGGGAGACCUGCACGUCGUCCUCACCGUUGAGAUGCCCGACGCUGAUUGGCUUAAUACAGUGGACAUCAAGGCAUUGUCGACACUUCUGCCUCCCAAGAAGGAAGACAUCGAACCCCUUCCUGAGAUCGUGGACGAAGCAAACUACGAGGAAUCGGAUAUCGGUGAACUGCACUCCACCUUCCUUGACCAGGAAUUGGAGGCGCAAUUCGAGGAUGACUGGGAAGACGAAGAUUCCGACGACGAUAUACACGGCCAGCCCGAAUGUCAACCACAGUAA